Molecule: messenger RNA, 2796 nt
Organism: Fusarium falciforme
Lineage: Eukaryota; Fungi; Ascomycota; Sordariomycetes; Hypocreales; Nectriaceae
Product: HET domain-containing protein
Exons: 1
Coding region: 1-2796 (931 amino acids)
Source: RefSeq, a predicted model, not a curated record
AUGGCCUUCAGCGGCUUUCGCGCAUGGGAUCUUUCCCGCGGCCAGCAGGAAUUCAACUUCAAUUCUCCGAUUCAAAACAACCCUUUUCGUUCAAAUGAUGAGCUAUGUAACGAGUGUUCACUACUCGACCUUGAGGCCGCCUUCGAUCGAGCGCAUAACCUGUACGAAGAAGCCCGUCGUGGACAUAACACCCGAAAGCUCGUCACAUGCCGUGGGCCAAACGGCCCAACCUACCUCCGGGACUUCUACUUCGUCACAUCUUUUGGCAGGCGUCUUUCCGAGGAACGCCUCUGCAAGCUAUGCUCUUUCUUCAGACAACAUGCCCAAGAACCUGCCAAGGGGACCUACAAGUUGCUCGCAAUCUGCAGCAGUGAGACAAGUCUCUUCGAGCCUCUGAGAAAGAACGCGAGGGGUCGGUGGGUCAGACGACCGUGGCGUGAUAUGGAAUACAAUGUCUUGCUGGCAGUCGUGCCGGAGUUGCAUGGCGUACCGAGAACCGGAGUUCCUCUGCGAUGGCUGGAGACGGAGCUGCCUAAGAAGGGCUCGAUCUAUCGACUAACCCAGGACGUGGAGGGUGAAGAUGGCCGGCGACUCAUCCUUCCAGAGCGACUGGAUCCAAAGGCGGACAUGGAACUCGUGGGUUACUGGCAAUACACCUGUGGGGCAUCUCACGGUUCACACUGCUCACCCAAGAAGCCACCCGGUGCGUCGCUCCGAGGGUUCAGGGCCAUCAACUGCAAUAAGCGACCUAUGUCCCCUGAGCCAGUAUCGUGGGGUGAAAAAUAUGCCGCGCUGAGCUAUGUGUGGGGGCCAGGUGAGGAGAAGUGGCCGCAGACAAUCAAGGAUGCAGUGACAGUUACCAGGAUGAUGGGUUUGAAAUACCUCUGGGUGGAUCGACUGUGCAUCGAUCAGAACAACCUGGAGGAAAAGAUGUUUCUCAUUUCGAAGAUGGAUGCCAUCUACGAAGGCGCCGAGGUCACCAUCAUCAACGCCGCGGGAGACGCUCGGACGGGACUACCUGGCGUGGGCAACACCCCAAGGACGCCGCAGCCUACAGUCCAGCUUGAUCCCUUCAGAGGCAAGACCGUAGCCUCGAGGCCAACGGACGCGUACCUCGAUCUUUUAAACGUCCGCCAAGUGGAUUACGACGCAGAGACCCAAGGACACUCGAUGUGGCUCGAUACUUAUCGACAUGGUUUGAAGCAACAUAUGGAGAUUCCCCUCGACGAAAUGAUGGGCCUUAGUUCCAGGACAGAUGAAUAUGGCAUCCCCGAGGACCACCUUGAAUUUCAUGAAAGCAACGCGGAGUAUUUCGGCAUCCCAUUUGAUGAGUUCAUGGAGAAGCAGCUAGAGUUGGCUCGCCGCAUUGGCAUCCCGUUUACAGAGUUGGUGCCUUGGCUCAUGAGAGAAACUGCCAGGAAGAAGGGGAUCCCAGACGACCAACCUCUGCCGUCCAAGGUGCCCGGUGAAACCAUGACAGAUUCCAGCAAGCCCGUGACGCCGUUGCCCCCAGGCAAGAUCCCAGAGAAGACGGUGCUCGUAUCGACAAUGCAAGAUCCGAGAGUGACCAUCCGGAAUUCCCAAUGGGCAACACGUGGAUGGACAUAUCAGGAAGGGGUUCUCUCUAGGCGAUGCCUAGUCUUCACCAAGGAACAGAUAUACUGGGAAUGCCGCGGCAUGGCUGUGAACGAGACGGUCAGAUUGCCUUUGCCAGCUUUGCACGCGCCCACCGAAACCGGCCGCAGCUGGCUGUUCGCAGAUUACAUGCUGUCUGGCAUCUUUCGUGGCGACAUGCAUGCCACCCCCGAACUCCAGUUUGGGUUCCGGUCUGAAGAGGAUGACGACGGCCGAAGCCAAAUCAAGGCUCUGGACGGCCAUAUCAGGUCCUUCACAGCCCGAAACUUGACCAACCCUGUUGAUUCCCUGAACGCCUUUCUCGGGAUAUCGGCUCGGUACUCCAAGAAUGCCGACAACGGCUUGUCGCUCCUUCUCGGAAUCCCGAUUUGGGCUGGAGCGUUUGCAGAUGGACGGCCAGGACUGCAGCAUAGCUUUGCCAUGUCGGUGUCGGCUUGGUUCCACACCGGAAGCCCGGUAGAGCCUGGGUCGGAGCUCUACGUCUCUGGUUGUCCUCGGCGGUCUCAGUUCCCAUCCUGGACUUGGAUCGGCUGGCAAGGCCGUGCUGAUUUCAACGGCGAUAAUACCGACCCGGGUGUGGAAGGUGAUGAUGAAGACUCCCGUGGUGACGACGCCCACAUCGACUUUUUCGCCGCCAUGACAUCUCCAGACUGGGUGCGGAGUGUUAGCCACAUUUGGUCCGCGGAAAUGAUGCUCCAUUCCGAGGAUGGUCGCUUCUCGACACUUCUCGAGGGGUUUCUAUCGCUGCAGGAUUUCAACGACUCAACCAAGAAAUGGCUCCUGACUGUCAAGCGUCCUCUCGUCCUCAAACACCUGCACAUGAUGCCCUCCAAGUAUUCCGAGGAGUGGAUGCGACUGAUGGGUAAACACGUCGAGCUGCACAUGUCGGAGACCGUGACAGAGGAAGAGCUGAGAAAGGGUCAUCAGUCUGGAACAAUGGUGAGUGUCUUGGUGUUUGCGGCCACAGUGCCCUUUGUAUGGGAUGGCAGAGCGAGGUUCUUGGUCUUGCGGAGGGUUGAUGCUGCUGGGACACGAUGGGAAAGGAUAGGAAGUUUGGUCUUGACUAUGGAGGAACACUUGAUGGAUAAAUAUUCGGACUCGGAAAGCAUGGUUAGAGAUUUACCCGUACAGGCGUAUAGCAAUGACCUUGUAGUGGUGUAG